Cladocopium goreaui is the source of this 1038-nucleotide messenger RNA. NCBI's taxonomy places the organism in Eukaryota, Dinophyceae, Suessiales, Symbiodiniaceae. The record is from the annotation of a GenBank genome assembly.
AUGUUGUUGCUAGCUGCCGGACCCAAUUGGGAGGCCAUGGUGAAGAGCAGCUGGAGCCAUGCGGAUGUGGUGCUACCAACGGCCUGCUUGCUGCUGUGUGUGCUACUUGUGACGCUUCCCCGGGCGCCUCACAGCACUGCGCGCAACACCAGCACUUUGCUGCCAAGCUCGGCGCCGGCGGUGGUCUUCCUGUCAAACUACCCGUGCUGGGUGAAGGGCUUGGUUCCAAAGUUGCAACUGGUCACAAGCAGGCUGCUGGUGGUGAGUAACAAGACCGAGCUGCAGGAGUUUUGCAAAGAAGUGGGCUGCGACUUCAUGCUCUUUCCGCUGUGCAGUGACAGCUUGAGCUUCGCACGAAUCUGCAAAGAGGAUGCCACCUAUCGGAGCCAGGUGGAAGCGGUCUAUGCCGCGUUGCGCGACUGGGCGCCAGACUUCCUGGUGGCCGCGGGCUUCCACGUGCUGCCGCCACACGCAGUGACGAUCCCUGGACAGGCGGCCCUGAAUUUUCAUCCCAGCAAAUUGCCCUUGUAUCGCGGUGGUCUUCCCUUCCAAGCGCAAAUACUACGAGGAGAGACACGCCUAGAAUGCUGCGUUCAUGUCAUGACGGACAUCAUCGACGAUGCCCAAGACGUCUUGGCGCGGGGUGUGGAGAUCUCCCUGGAAGGGAAGACCACCCAGCAGCUCUUUGAGGAGGUCGGGCAGCUCUUCCCAGAACUGGUCCUGGAAGCCAUCGAAACCAUCCAGCAGCGGAAAACCAGGAGGGCGGAAGCGGCGGAGCCCAGCGUUGUGGGUCAGGGAGACUUGCCCCACUCCUUCGGGGUCAAGGCCGAAACCUGGAUAGAUGAGACCGGAGAGAAGAAACGCUCCAAUGCAGGAGUCCUUUCGCGCGUGCGUAUCGAGUGGGAGGAAGAUAGCGCAGUGGACAUUGAGCGUGCCUGUCGAGCCUUCACAGUGCAAGGCUUCAAGGGACUGCGCCUUGACGGUGCCGAAGGUGAGAGAACUGACCGUGCCGAAGAACCGGGAGUUUACAAAGAUUGA